Molecule: messenger RNA, 408 nt
Organism: Protopolystoma xenopodis
Lineage: Eukaryota; Metazoa; Platyhelminthes; Monogenea; Polystomatidea; Polystomatidae
Source: the annotation of a GenBank genome assembly
AUGAAAUUUCUCUUUCUUUCUACUCCAUACUUGGAGGAUCCGCGUACCACAUUCUUUAGGCAAUGUUGCAUUGGUUCCGAUUGCUUCAGUGGCGCUCCAUUGUACCUUCCAUGCAGCAUCCCAAACGACCUCGAGCUCAAAGCCAUCCUCAGCAAAUACCACGCUUGGGUGCACUACUUCGUUGGUACCCCCAACAAUCCGCAGGACCUGGCACGUGUGAACCUGCGUGACGCACGAGCCGCAAUCGUCCUGGCAACGCCAAGUUCCAGUCGGAGCGAAGAGGAGGACGGGGCCAAUAUAAUGCAGGCGAUCACAUUGAAGGCACAACGCGAACGACUUCGUGUGAUGGUCCAGUUGCACCACUUCAGAAACAAGGUAGGCAGCGCAGACUCGAGUAGACCGUAUUGA